Messenger RNA from Macadamia integrifolia, 1460 nucleotides. RefSeq names its product peroxisome biogenesis protein 2-like. Gene Ontology annotation, cellular component: peroxisomal membrane. Bases 169 to 1251 code for a protein of 360 amino acids. Gene Ontology annotation, molecular function: zinc ion binding. The record is from RefSeq and is a predicted model, not a curated record. Gene Ontology annotation, biological process: protein import into peroxisome matrix. NCBI's taxonomy places the organism in Eukaryota, Viridiplantae, Streptophyta, Magnoliopsida, Proteales, Proteaceae. The transcript is spliced from 9 exons.
AUGGGGUAGAGUAAGAGAGAGAGAGAGAGAGAGAGAGAGAGAGAGAGAGUGUUCUCUCUAUUCGCCAAUGUUGGUAGGCAUCAGCAUUCGGUGAAGCUGUGUCGGUUGAAGGUUCUCUCUAUUUUUCCUCUUUUAAAUCAUUUCUCUCUGCAUUGAUUUGCUGUAGAGAUGGAGAAAGAAACUUUAACAGCAUCUUCUUCUCCAUCUGAUGCUCCCUCGGUGGAUGCUUGGGUUCAUGCUUACCAAAGCUUAUUACCUCUGUGGCGGUCUUUUAUCGAUUCUUCUCAGCCUCCAAUCCCUAUUUCGAUAUCUAGAGUAAAUCAGGUUGAUGCUGCGAGAUUGGAUGUUGAAAUGUCGGGAAUGUUAAAAGAGCAGUUGGUUAAGGUCUUCUCUCUGAUGAAGCCAGGAUUCUUGUUUCAAUAUGAACCAGAGCUUGAUGCUUUCCUUGAAUUUCUCAUUUGGCGGUUCUCAAUAUGGGUGGAUAAACCGACUCCUGGGAAUGCUCUCAUGAAUCUCAGGUAUAGAGAUGAGCGGGCGGCACCUGUGAGAGGAAAAGAAGUGAGAACAGGGUUGGAAGGACCUGGGCUCACCAUUUCUCAGAAGAUAUGGUAUUGUUUUGCCACUGUUGGUGGUCAGUAUAUCUGGGCUCGUUUACAGUCUUUUUCUGCUUUCCGUAGAUGGGGAGAUUCGGGACAGAGAUCCUUGGCACGUCAUGCAUGGAUUUUGAUUCAACGAGUGGAGGGAUUAUAUAGAGCUGCCUCCUUUGGCAACUUGCUUAUCUUUCUUUACACUGGAAGGUAUAGGAAUAUCAUUGAGCGAGUUCUCAGAGCGAGGCUUGUGUAUGGGAGUCCUCAUAUGAACCGAGCUGUUAGCUUUGAGUACAUGAAUCGCCAAUUAGUGUGGAAUGAGUUCUCAGAGAUGUUGCUGUUGCUUCUUCCACUCCUCAACUCAUCAUCCAUGAAGAAAUUUCUUCUCCCAUUUUCGAAGGAUAAAUUUUCUGGGUCCACUGCAGAUGACACAGCUUGUCCUAUUUGCCAGGCAAAUCCAACUAUUCCAUUUCUAGCUCUUCCCUGUCAGCAUAGACAGCAAGGAAGUUGGGAAUCACCCUAUGAGCAAUUGAUUGAAGUUCCUGAAUUUAAGCUCCAAGAGUGUUCUUGCCGUGAGAUCGAUUUCAGGUAUUGUUAUUACUGCCUUCGAACACAAUGUGCCGCUGCUCGUCAUUUCGAUGUUCUCGAUGUAAUGAGCCAGUGAUGGCCAUGCAAAGGCACGAUGGCAAGGCUCCCAGUAGUUGACCACAUUUAGGGGAACUAGGAAAACAGAAGAAAAAAAGAAGCAAAAAUAGUGAAAAUUGUCAACACAAUGUUGUAUUCCUCCUAAGUUGAAAAACUCAAUGAUGCAUAAAAAUGGCUGAGGGUUACAUUACAAUUUAAUAAAGCAAUUGGAGAAACUUAUUCUUUUCA